UCUUCCUAUGUAAACAUUUAUUGUAGCAAAGCAAGCAAACCCAGCGAACCAAGACCAAACCAAACCAAAACAAAAGGAAGCGAAACUCCUUUCGUUGUUUGAAGUUUGAAACUGAUUUCCACCCGAAGCUCUCAACCCAGUUCUCAGGGUAUGGAUGAAGAUUUAGGUGACAAGGAGGCAUUGCUGGCUCGCAUUCAGCAGGUGGAACGUGAGCGUGAUGAAUUACGUAAAGACAUCGAACAAUUGUGUAUGCAGCAAGCUGGGCCAGGCUACCUUGUUGUGGCUACUAAGAUGCAUUUUCAAAGGACAGCUGGCUUGGAGCAGGAGAUUGAGAACCUGAAAAAGAAGCUAGCUACUUGCUCAAGAGAGAAUGUGAAUCUUCAAGAGGAGCUCUCUGAGGCUUAUAGAAUCAAAGGCCAGUUGGCCAAUAUGCAUACUGCAGAGGUUGCAAAGAAUUUGGAAGCUGAGAAGCAGCUUAAAUUUUUCCAGGGUUGUGUAGCUGCAGCUUUUGCCGAACGGGAUCAGUCCAUAAUGGAGGCUGAAACGGCUAAAGAGAAAGAGGAGCUCGUGUCAUAUAAACUGAGUCUGAUAGAUAAGAGGAUGGAAGAGCUUACUGCAGAUUGUUUUCAACAGAAGGAACUUAUUGAUAAAUUACAUACUGAUUUAGCAAUGCAAGAGGAGCAGAAUGCAACUUUUAAGAAGGUCAUUGAUAAGUUUUAUGAGAUCAGGCAAGAUUCUUCGGAGGGAUAUGGGGAUACAAGUUGGGACACGAAAUGCACGUGCCUUUUGGAUGAUCCUGCAGAAUGGUGGAGCUUCAAUGACACUUCUACAUCUAAAUAUAUUAGUUCAUUAGAAGAAGAGCUUGAGAGGGCGAGGAAAUCUGCUGGUAAUCUUCAAAACAGGCUACGGGUGGGUCUGGAAAUUGAAAAUCAUUUAAAAAGGAGAGUUUCUGAAUUGGAAAAGAAGAGAAACCGUACAGCUGGAAUGAUAACAAAAGAGGUGGUAGAGUUGCGUCAUUACUAUUCUCAGCAUAAAGUUUACAUCAUGAAUUUGCUUGAUGAGGGAAACAGUUGUAUCAAAUCAAUAAUUGAUGCAGUGGAAAAGAAGUGUAGGCAAAUUGAUGCGAGCAGACUACAGAAGUUGGAUCCACCUCCUGAAGAUGUAAAGCAAGAUGAAUCUGAAUGCCAAGAUGUACAUGAAAUUACAGGUUCUGAACCCCAAGUGGUAUUUAAGGAUGGUGACCCUAGCGUAUUAGACAUGGUGACUGUUGGGGAGGGUGCUUCCUCCAGCGCCCUUGCACAGGCACUGCAAGAUAAGGUUGCAACAUUAUUGCUUUUAUCACAGCAGGAAGAAAGAUAUCUACUGGAUAGAAAUGUGAAUGCUGCUCUGCAAAGUAAAAUAGAUGAACUUCAGAAAAACCUAUUACAGGUUACCAAUGAGAAGGUCCGAGCUCUAAUGGAAUUGGCACAAUUAAAGCAGGAUUAUCAUCAACUUAAAGAGAGGAUUGGUCAGGAGGCGAAAAGAGGCAAAUCAUCUGCUGAAAUUGGGGACAGGAGACUAGUUGCUCAUGAAAGAGAUGGAAAACUAAAGAGCUUGCUGAAGAAAACAUACUUGAACCGGUGGGUUGGAACUGUAGACUUGAGGGGAAAUGAAGCUGACCUAAAUAGCAUGGAGUUUGUGAGGAUGAAGAUUGAAAAUGCAACCCUUAGGGAAAGCAUUGGAAGUAUUGAACAUCUGACCACCACAGUUCAUAGGCUUCGUCUUGCACUUUUAAAGGCGAAGGAGUCGGUGUCUUCUGGAGACACAAUGCUUGCUAGCCUGUUAGAAACUCUGGAAAACAUUACUAACGAAGCAAAACUAGUGAAGACUGCACUUGGAAGUUCCCUACCAGUUAGUUGGUCAGCAGAAGCAGAUGUUGAAUUCAGUGGUCAUAGUGUUGGCCAUGAGCCUGGUAUAGUAUAUGAGGAGCCCAGUCAUGAGAAGGUAGAUUCAGUUUAUGCUGCAGGGUUUGAGAUGGUGGAACUCCUGAUUCUAGCAUCGCAGAUAUUAAAGGACAACACAAGCAAAAGUGAACCCUUAGAUGGAAACUCUAGCUAGGUAAAAUUUAAAAUUGGUGACUUUGAUGCUAAAGCAUAACUGGUACCUUACAAAUUGAUAUAGGAGAAGUUCUAUCAAAGUGGAAAAUGAAAUCAUGAUGUAUUACGAAGAACAGUAGAUAUCUCCAGCGCAUGGAGGUGAAAAUGAAACUAUCAGUGGAGAACGAAGAAGUACCAAAAUGUGCGAUUUCUUGUUAUUGUACAUUUAUCACUAAUUAUUCUCAUGUUCUGUAAAAUAGAGAGCAGGGUUUGCAAGAUUUAACCCCCUUAGAAGUCGAACAUACUUUAGAAGCUUAGAUGUAUUAAUUAAAUGCCAAUGUAUAGUAAGGUCUAUUGAGUUUGUCUAACAAAAGC
Argentina anserina (silverweed cinquefoil) is the source of this 2450-nucleotide messenger RNA. RefSeq lists its product as uncharacterized. Bases 151 to 2097 code for a protein of 648 amino acids. The record is from RefSeq and is a predicted model, not a curated record. Lineage: Eukaryota; Viridiplantae; Streptophyta; Magnoliopsida; Rosales; Rosaceae. The transcript has 18 exons.